This is a messenger RNA of Aspergillus glaucus CBS 516.65, 3839 nucleotides long. Its product is annotated as hybrid sensor histidine kinase/response regulator. NCBI's taxonomy places the organism in Eukaryota, Fungi, Ascomycota, Eurotiomycetes, Eurotiales, Aspergillaceae. Gene Ontology annotation, molecular function: protein binding; phosphorelay sensor kinase activity. The record is from RefSeq and is a predicted model, not a curated record. Bases 1 to 3684 code for a protein of 1227 amino acids. The transcript has 4 exons. Gene Ontology annotation, biological process: phosphorelay signal transduction system; phosphorylation.
AUGGUCCAGAUCCACGGUGCAUUUAUGCGUCGCUCAACACCUCAACCCACUCCCAGUGGGCCGACUAGCUUUGCAACAUCGAGAGAACGAGAGACCCUGAAGUAUCUGCCGCCAUAUUGUUUGCAAGCGCCGUUCAGCCAGCAUUUCUCGAAUGAAACCCGGUACGAUGAACAUGUCGCAUGGCCUUCUCCCGACUCGGCCCUUACAGCCUUCGCUCAGCUGGGCGCAUUGAAAUUUGACGCCCAAUGGGCCAUAAUUUCGCUUUUCGGCCAGAGCCACCAAUAUGUCAUUGCUGAAGCCACGCCAACAUUCGGGCUAUGGAACGAAGGCGACGCACACGACAGGCUAUGGCACGGCGCCUGCACCGUUCCUUAUGAGCGCAGUUUCUGCCAGUAUGCCUUGGAAAUACCUGUUGUUGAUCGGCGACUGGAAGACAGUGUGUUUGUGUCAACGGACCUUACGCAGGACGAUCGCUUCAAAAAUCUUCAAGGUGUACUUGGUGUCCCCCAUGCACGCUCUCUAGUCUGCAUUCCGAUUGUAUCCCCGAAAGGUCUCACCAUCGGGUCUUAUACGAUAAUAGACGAUAAGCCUCGCCCUCCAGUAAGCGAAUCAUUGGUGAAUUUUCUGAAGAACAUGAGCCAGACUGUCAUGGAUCAUUUGAUAAGUUCGCGGACCAACUUCCAACAUCUGCGGGCGGAGCGAAUGAUCGUAGGAAUCGGGAGCUUUCUCGAAGGAAAGGGCAGCCUUCGCAACGCAUGGGUCGAGGCUACUACGGAACAGGAGAAGACCGAAGACGACAACGAAGAAGCAUUUGAAGGACAGAUCAAUCAAACGCAGCAGGCCAAGCAAAUAACGAAUGACACGGCGCAAGCUAUGCGAGAAGGUACAUCGCCCUCCAGCAACCGAUUAGCACCAUCGCACGAUCGCAGUCCACGCCUAAGUGUCGGCCAAUCUCGCCCGCGACAGGGACGAUUAACCAGCGCAAAAGAUGGCCGAGCUGGUCCCACCAAAAGUCAACCUGGAAAUAAAGCGAAAAGUGAGGAUUUGUCAGGCCACAUAUCUGAGGCAUUUUCCCGCGCGGCCAACAUCGCCCGGGAGUCCCUGGAAGUCGAAGGUCUCGUCUACUUUGAUGCUAAUUUCAGAUCCCGCAACGGUCUGGUCGACUAUCAAAAUUAUGAUUCAGAUGACUCUAGUAACCCUCAGAGCUAUGACGAGAAAAAGGUAUCAAAGAUGUCUAGAUGCAAAGAACCUCACCUCCACAAAUCCGAAAUGCAGUCAGAUCCGUGUCAUAUGCUCGGAUUUUCCACCACAAACUCAUCCAGCAUCAAUCACGAAUUUGAAGACGGCAGGAUAAACAAAAUGCCCGAGUCACUCUUGAGGCGUCUUUUGCGCCAUUAUCCCCGAGGCAAGAUCUUCAACUUUUCAGCAGAGGGAUUGGUAUCGGAGGAUGAUUCUACUGACAGCAAAUUCAAGAUUUUCUUUCAGAAAACCUCUGGUGCCCAAUACAGGAGCCAGAAGCCUACGCGCAAGUACAAGAAAACGCGCCCACUGGUCUUACGAGAAGACGCUGCCGCUCUACUCCUGUUGGCCCCUCAUUCGCGCAGCAUUAUCUUUGCACCAUUGUGGGAUCCGCACAAAAAGAGGUGGUAUUCGGGCUGUAUAGCGUGGACCAGAACCCCGCAUCGUGUCUUUACAUCUGAUGACGAACAGAGCUUUUUGUUUGCACUUGGGAACAGUCUGAUGGCUGAUGUCCACCGGUUGAAUGCUGAGUUUGCCGGGCGCGCAGCGUCAGAUUUGCUGUCAAGCCUAAGUCAUGAGUUGAGAUCACCGCUGCACGGGAUAUUCGGCACUGCAGAAAUUUUACGAGACAGAGUUGCUGCUCCCUCCCAGCUGGCAAUGAUUCAUACAAUCGAGUCUUGCACCAACACACUAUUAGAUACUAUUGACCAUCUGCUCGAGUACGCCAGUAUCAACAAGCACUCAAAGUCAACCAAACGUCUAUUGAAGCAAGAAGCGUUGAGUGGCUCGAGAUCUACGGUGAUGCUUGACGAGGUUCUUGAGGAGGUCAUAGAAAGCGUCUUUGCAGGUUUCACUUUUCUCGAAUUUGGAUCUGUUCUUCAAAGAGCAGCCACGCCUGGAGGCAUUGCACCGCGGAGACACGAACAACCAGUAUCUGUCGCGAACAAGAAAGUGAUUCUGGAUAUUCAGCACGGAGUAAAUUGGCACUUCUUGACUCAACCUGGCCGGUGGCGACUUAUCUUGAUGGAUCUUUUCGGAAAUGCUUUGAAGUUCACUCGGAGUGGAUUCAUUCUCAUAACUGUCGUUGCGUCUCCUGUUACUGCCCAACAGGAUUCAUCAGAAUCGGCAACUGAGAGCAAGGUCACAGUCACCGUGAAAGACACAGGGUCCGGUAUCGAUCCUGAAUACUUGCAGUAUGACCUUUUCGAAGCCUUCUCACAAGAAAAUGUCCUCUCCAGCGGAAACGGUCUAGGCCUUCAUGUGACCCAACGAACUGUAUCAGCUCUUGGUGGUGACAUUCAGGUGUUCUCCCAGAUGGGGCUCGGCACGGAGAUUGUCACAAAUGUGACUCUACAGCACUCUCCAGACUUUGCGCCCCCUGAUGCGCUGGAUGCAAAUUCAGUCAUCAAGUCUGCAAGGGAGCUCUCAUCGGGUAAAUCGAUUGGUAUUAUAGGAUCCAGUCCUUCGGGUACGGAUGGUGCUCUGUUUCUAACCUUAGAGAGGCUCUGCCGCGAUUGGUUUGGUAUGACCGUUCGCGAAAUUGACCUAUCCAGGGGCAAUGUUGACCAAUGCGACUUUUAUAUCGCCAUCCAAGAUGAUCUGGAUUUAGAAGUCCUCCAAAACACUAACCCAACUAAAUGCUUGGCCUCCCCUAUCAUUAUUCUUUGUUCGUCUCCACAAACCGUGAACACGUUGUGGUGGAACGCCCAAGAAAAGGAACUUGCAAGCGUGGUCGAGUUUAUCAGUCAGCCAUGUGGGCCUCGAAAGAUGGCCAAGACACUGCAUUCAUGCAUCAAACGCCAGCACACUCGAGGUGGCUCUGCUAAGAUCAGAAAUGCAGCCCAGCCGGCCUACAGUAGCAAUGCACGGCCAAUGUUCAAACAAGCAGAACAAGGCGUGGCAUAUGAGAGUGACAACUCGUUCCCUAUCCGGUCUGAAGCAAAUACACAAAAAGCUUUAGCUCCUUCCAUUCCUCGGAUCCAGGAAAAGCCAUCUGACCAGCAUAUCGAUGACCAACACAAGAACUUGGAUAGGACCGUCCAAGUCCCCGACAAUCCAGCAUCAACUGUUCUCAUCGUGGACGAUAACGACAUCAACGUUCGGAUCCUGGUCGCAUGUGUCAAAAAGCUAGGUUAUAACCAUAUCAUUGCGCAGAAUGGAUUGGAGGCUUUCGAAGCUUUUAAAGAAAAUCCGUCUCAAUUCAGCCUAGUCCUGAUGGAUAUCUCCAUGCCUGUUAUGGACGGUCUCGAUUCAACGCGUCAUAUUCGCAUUCAUGAGAGACGGCUUGGGAAAGCGAAGCCUGUGAUGAUAGUUGCCCUUACUGGCCUUGGUCAAGCAGAAACCGAGCGUGACGCCAUUGGAUCAGGAAUGGAUAUGUUCCUGACGAAGCCUGUGCCUUUGAAGGUUCUGAAGCCGAUUAUUAACAAGAGAAUGUUAACUAUGUGAUGAGUCGAAUUAAACGACAUGCAGAUGUGGUUUCGUCUUACAAAAGCUUUCGCUGGUUGCCCAAGGCAAUUUUCUCGCAGUGACCCUUUUAGGUCACUCAUUGAUAUGUCCAUGUAGCGUGGCCAAUGCAUACAAACACUUUGUUCAUAUCUUUC